Monopterus albus (swamp eel) is the source of this 297-nucleotide messenger RNA. RefSeq names its product beta-1,4-galactosyltransferase 1-like. Gene Ontology annotation, biological process: protein N-linked glycosylation; carbohydrate metabolic process. The coding region runs from base 4 to 282 and encodes 92 amino acids. The transcript has a single exon. Gene Ontology annotation, molecular function: beta-N-acetylglucosaminylglycopeptide beta-1,4-galactosyltransferase activity; cytoskeletal protein binding. Gene Ontology annotation, cellular component: Golgi apparatus. Lineage: Eukaryota; Metazoa; Chordata; Actinopteri; Synbranchiformes; Synbranchidae. The record is from RefSeq and is a predicted model, not a curated record.
UCGAUGUGUUUGUCCUCAGUGGGCCCCCUGCGGGUGGAGUUCAACACCUCUGUGAACCUGGAGCAGGUAAAGAAGUACAACCCCAUGCUGCAGCCAGGCGGACGCUUCAAACCCAGAGACUGUGAGGCGCUGCAGAAAGUUGCCAUCAUCAUUCCCUUCCGCAAACGAGAUGAACACCUCAAGUACUGGCUCUACUAUCUGCACCCCAUUCUGCAGAGACAGCAGCUCGACUACGGAGUCUACGUCAUCAAUCAGGUACGUGUGAUGUCACACUGUCAUUAGACCACAGGAGUCUGU